UUAGCAGCAAGGUCGAGCAUUGGAGCUGUUGCUUGACAUUUUGGAUAAUGUUACUGCAGCCAUGGAGUGCUACCGCAUGUGAACAGCGUGGUUUAGUUACAGUGAAGAUGAGGGGAUUUUUGUUAGGAGUUACUUCUGUCAGUACGCCAUGCUUAAAAAUUUCAGCAGAGUCAGAGUGCUAUAAGUAGAUUUUAGCCUUAGCUGACCUUACAGAGAGCUCGCAUUGUAAACACGACUAGCUGGCAGCAGCUAGCUAAGGCAGAUAUCGACAAAUAUGAGCUCUGCUUCGAAUCACGGAACCGUCAACGUUUCAGAGUCAGGGCUGCCCGGUACACCGGCUCCUUCCCUCACGUUAAGCGGACAUGUCCAGCAGGUGUUCAGCCAUGUGAAGGUAGGAAACCUGAUCGCGGGACUGAGUGGAGGAGUUGUGUCAACACUGGUGCUUCACCCUCUGGAUCUGGUCAAAAUCAGGUUUGCAGUAAGUGAUGGAUUGGAAUUAAGACCUAAGUACAGUGGCAUUUUGCACUGUAUGAAGAGUGUUUGGCAGCAGGAAGGACUCCGAGGACUCUACCAAGGAGUGACACCUAAUGUUUGGGGUGCUGGAGCAUCCUGGGGUCUCUACUUCUUGUUCUACAAUGCAAUCAAAGGCUACACAAAGGAGGGUCGUCAAACUGAAUUAAGUGCCGCAGAGCACCUGGUGUCCGCAGCUGAAGCAGGCAUCUUAACACUCACCAUAACCAACCCGAUCUGGGUAACCAAGACCCGACUUGUACUGCAGUACAAUGCUGACCCGUCCAGGAAACAGUACAAGGGAAUGCUAGAUGCUCUGAUCAAGAUCUACCGCCAUGAGGGAGUUCCUGGUUUAUACAAGGGUUAUGUUCCUGGUCUGUUUGGCACAUCCCAUGGAGCACUGCAGUUCAUGGCCUAUGAAGAACUAAAGAGAGACUACAACAAAUACAGGAAAGUGCAUUCAGAUGCAAAGCUGAAUCCUUUGGAAUAUAUCACAAUGGCGGCAUUAUCCAAAAUAUUUGCUGUGGCCACAACGUAUCCAUAUCAGGUGGUGAGAGCUCGCCUGCAGGACCAGCACAAUAGAUACAAUGGAGUUAUUGAUGUCAUCAGACGGACAUGGAGGAAUGAAGGUGCCAUUGGUUUCUAUAAAGGAAUCAUCCCAAAUUUGAUUCGUGUCACGCCUGCUUGCUGUAUCACUUUUGUGGUUUAUGAAAAUGUGUCUCGUCUCCUGAUGGGACAAAAUAAAUGAGGCUUAAAGUCUGGCAGGGGCCUCUGCAAAGACUCUAAGCUCCCACUGACGUGAUGAGAGAUACAGAGGGAAAGGAGCAGAAUGAGGCACAACUUGGAGUGCUGUGCAUGUGCUAUGUGUGAGGCAUUCAUUUGCACUGAGAGAGCUGGCUGGGCAAAGGAAUCGACAGUGGCAUUUAUUUUGGACUCUUACUGAAUAUGUGCAACAGAAUGGAGCCGGAGAUCAAACUGAUCUUUGAUCUAGAUUCAGGACGAACACUUUGCCUUCUUUGGGAAAAAAGUAUGUUUUUGUCACACCAAAUGACACUCUGCUUUGAUGUUAGUUUUUUUUUCUUCUUUUUUCAUAUAACAUGACGGUCACUUGGUCAGCAUUUCAUGUAUGAGUAGAGGAGGUUGAAAAAUGUGUGAUCAUAGUAAUGUUUACAAUCAAUGUUUUCUGGCAGCAGAAAGGGAGACAUCAAAUAUGAAAGGCAGAUUAUUAGCAGCUAAUUGUUUGUCUUCUCAGGUGUCUUAUUUGCAUGUGUGCAUCAUAUUAGUUUGUCUCUUAUAAAUUAUUUCUUUUUGUGAACACACAGCAACAAAGAAUAUUUUUUUCAAACACAUGAUUACAUGAUUUAUCUUAAUACAUUUUUGGAUUUCAUUAUCCUGAAAAAAAAUGUAACUCCAUUGCUUUACAAAGUUUUAUGAUGAAGUUUAAGCUGUGAUUCAUCUGCAUUGUCAUUGUUUAAUGUAUAUUGUACAUUAAUAAAGUAUU
Molecule: messenger RNA, 2011 nt
Organism: Cheilinus undulatus (humphead wrasse)
Lineage: Eukaryota; Metazoa; Chordata; Actinopteri; Labriformes; Labridae
Product: mitochondrial folate transporter/carrier-like
Exons: 7
Coding region: 275-1258 (327 amino acids)
Biological process (GO): mitochondrial transport; folate import into mitochondrion; nucleotide transport
Cellular component (GO): mitochondrial membrane; mitochondrion
Molecular function (GO): FAD transmembrane transporter activity; folic acid transmembrane transporter activity
Source: RefSeq, a predicted model, not a curated record